CAAAUUCCAUUAUAAACAUACGAAAACGGAGAGUCUACAAACAUUUUUGGAAAUGAGUAACGAGCGGCGUCGCUCCUCUGCGGCAACAGAGUUCCUGGAGGUUGUGGUGCGGCCCAAGAAAUAUUACAAAGUAAAGCAUCCUCAAGAGCAGUCUGAUCGUGGCAAAAUUAUCGUCAGUUCUGGCGAGAGGUGGCGCAUACUCAAAAAUGUGGCCGUCAUCUCCGUGGCCAUGAUGACGCAGUACGUGGCCUAUCAGGGCACUCUGAACCUACAGUCCUCGCUGAAUGCGAAAGAUGGUCUGGGCACCAUUGCCCUCUCCUGCAUCUACCUCUCGAUGAGCGUCUCCUGUCUGAUCCUGCCCACCAUCAUGAUACGCAUGCUGACCUGCAAGUGGACAUUGGUCAUAGGCAUGGCCGCCUUCAUACCCUACGUAGCCCUGCAGCUGUACUCGCGCUUUUACACGCUCGUUCCGGCGGGCAUUUUGCUGGGCGUGGCCGCUGCCCCCAUGUGGGCCGCCCAUGCCACAUAUCUCACGCAGAUCAGUCAGAUUUAUGCGAUUAUAACCUCCUCGGAGAUGGAUGCCGUGAUCACGCUGUUCUUUGGGAUCUUCUUCUUUGCCUGGCAGAAUGCGGACACCAUUGGCAAUCUGAUGUCCAGUCUGGAGCUUGUUACACUCGGUGUUGAGCCUAGUCGGAGCCACCGAGGCACCGUGCCUCGGAAAUUUAUUGCUCUGGCCGUGUACAAGAGGCACAGGAAUUGGUUCUUAAAGGAUUAUGAGCCGGUGGGAGUGCCAGAGGAGGAUCUGUGUGGCUUUGGUUCAAAUGCCAAGAGCAGUCUUAGCCACAACUUACAGCAGAUGCGAAGCAUGAAGGAUGGGCUAUUGUUUUAG
Drosophila guanche is the source of this 889-nucleotide messenger RNA. RefSeq names its product UNC93-like protein. The transcript is spliced from 4 exons. Gene Ontology annotation, molecular function: potassium channel regulator activity. Gene Ontology annotation, cellular component: plasma membrane; striated muscle dense body. Gene Ontology annotation, biological process: regulation of muscle contraction; regulation of potassium ion transport. The coding region runs from base 53 to 889 and encodes 278 amino acids. The record is from RefSeq and is a predicted model, not a curated record. Lineage: Eukaryota; Metazoa; Arthropoda; Insecta; Diptera; Drosophilidae.